CCUUCGUCUUCCUUUUCUCUCAACCACAGACGAAAGCUUUUCCGAUUUCGUUUUCUUCUUCUAGAUCCUCUUCUUCUUCUCUCUUAUCUUGUUUCACUCGAUACUCUUUCAUCUUCUUCUUCUUUCGUCUUCACUCGUUUCUCUGGAUACUCCUUGAAUCCGAGAAAUCCACCGUGAAUCUGAGGAAUCCGCCGUGUCUUCUCCGCUGUGUGUGCUCUUUGUUGGUUUACAAUGCCUAUUACCAGAAGAGGAGCUUCUAGUUUUAGAAGUGAACCAUCUUGUUCUAGAAGUGAAAAAUCUACCGAGCUUAGAAGUCCCAAAAGACAAAAGCAAUCGAAUCCAAAGCAUUCAGAGAUAGGAGCUGCAGUGGAUGAUGUCAUGGAAGAUCAAGGAGUCGAACCAUCUCCGGAGAAUGUCGUGUCUGACCAUGAGGAAAUAGAGGAGAUGGAUGAGGAUGAGGCUUUACCUCUUCAGCCUGAGAGUUUUUUCUUUAGUCCUGAGGAGUAUGAUAAGACUUUGAAGAUAUCAACAAGGUGUACCAUUGGUAACACGCUGGAUGCCAUUAGUGUGAAGCUGAGUGACAAAGAAAUGAAGUGGUUUAGAGAUGAGAAGCAGUUCAAGCACGUCUUUCACUUGGUUAGGAAAGGGAAAAAUAAGCUGCAAGGUAUGUUAAUGCUUCUUAUGCGGACUGCUUCAACACAGAAGAAGAGGGAAAGCUGGUUUGUGGUGAAUGGCGUUCCAAUACGCUACUCGAUGAGGGAACAUGCUUUGAUCACUGGAUUUGACUGUCAUGACUAUGCAUCAGAUCAUAAUGCAAACAAUUUUGGUAGUUAUGCCUUUGUGGAGAGGGUCUUUGGAACAAGAAGUGUAACAGUGAGCGAUGUGGAAAAUAUGCUAGAGUCAAUGGAAGGUGUGUGUGAUGGAGAUCGAUUGCAGGUGGCGGUCUUAUUCUUCUUAUGCACGAUAAUAAGAGGAGGGAGAAGGUAUAAUAGCAUACCUCCAUUUAUUUUGAAGAUAGUGAAUGAUUUGGAAGAGGUUAAAAAGUUUCCUUGGGGGCGGCUUACUUUUGAAGACACUAUGUCUAAGAUUGAUCGCUUAAUGAAGAAGCGGUUAAAUGGCAAAGUGAAAGCUGACCAUUUGUUUGCCGGGUUCAUAGUUCCUCUUGAGGUUUUGGCGUUUGAAUGCAUUCCUAAGCUGUCCAAACAAUUUCAAGAAGGUGUAAUAGGCGCAAAUGAUGGAUGUCCACGGAUGUGCAAGAAGAAAUUUAAAGACAAUGGAAUGACAGGUUUUCCACUUGAAGAAGUCAACCAAGCGCUUGGAACAACUAAGGACAUAAUUAGUAUCCUCCAACCAUCAGCGGUUGAGGAAGGUCUUUUGCUGGAGAUUAUGGAACGAGCUGAACCCGAGGAUUCAUUGGACCCUAUUACAGAUGCGUGGCGUCUCGACGUACAACAGAAGAAGAUUUGUUGGGAGGAUCUUCAUAAGGUUGAUGUGUAUUAUCGAGGAUGUGGAGAGGGACAUAUUCCAGCAGCUUCACAUAGGGAAGAGCCGCAACAAAGGUUGCCAAAGCUAUGA
Molecule: messenger RNA, 1575 nt
Organism: Arabidopsis lyrata subsp. lyrata
Lineage: Eukaryota; Viridiplantae; Streptophyta; Magnoliopsida; Brassicales; Brassicaceae
Exons: 6
Coding region: 232-1575 (447 amino acids)
Source: RefSeq, a predicted model, not a curated record